AUGAAGAUUGCCAUGUUGGUGGAAGACGUAAAGAAUCUUAAAGAGAAGGCUGGUGUCAACAUUCCUAUCGAUGUAGCUAACUCCAAUGAUCACAACUCCAUUGUGCAAGAAGAGGAUGAUGCUUCUAGCAAUGACUUGGAGAAAAAGAAGACGAUGGUGAAGCAGGAGCGUAAGACCAGUGAUGUGAAAAAUAAAGGGAAGAAAGCUGAAGUGCCAGUGAAGAAAGUGAAGAAGGAGAAAGCAAUUGUCAUCCCAGAACUAAAUGACAAAUCUAUUUCUUCAGGAGAUUGGAAGAAUUAUUUGGAGUGGGAAAAGAGUGAUAAGUGUAGACAAGUGAUGCAAGGACUUGCUUCAACUUUGGAGAAAGUAAAGGUCACACGAAAACCCCACUUGACAAAGACUCAACUAUGGCCGUUUGUAGGGAACUCAACUGUCAAGCGUAUAAUUACUGGUGUCACUCCAUCUACGGUGUCAUACGACCCAUUUGCUAAAGUUGAGUCACAGAAAUUGGUGAAAGUUAUGGACUUUGUUAAGCGAGAUUUGGAACAAGAGGAAUCUGGAUAUGGUGAGUUUUGCGCUCAGUUUUACUUAAAGAUAAUGGUGCCAAGAGAUGCGUGGCCAACAGAUAAGUACGGCUGGCUGUCUGACUCGGACAAGAAGAAGAUUGAGGUGUCAGAUAUGUACAUCAAGGCUUUCAAUGGAGAAUACCCGGAACAGUUUGUGACGGGGAAGAAGUGGUAUGAAGAUGUCGACACCUUGUUCCUCUGCCACCAUGUUAACGGAGACCAUUGGGUUGCUCUACGCAUUGAUUUACAGAAGUUUACAAUCCAUGUAUAUGAUAGUAUUCCGAGUGUGGUGAAGGAACAUGAUUUAAAAAAUAUUACCUCCAACACUUUCUCUACACCACGAGUAAGAAUGAUUUUCAUUAACUCAGCGUCAUGUUUUCUUGUUGCAAACCAGCGUGUCAUCAUUAGUCAGAUUGACUCUAGAAGGUGA
This is a messenger RNA of Brassica oleracea var. oleracea, 996 nucleotides long. RefSeq lists its product as uncharacterized. The coding region runs from base 1 to 996 and encodes 331 amino acids. Gene Ontology annotation, biological process: proteolysis. Gene Ontology annotation, molecular function: cysteine-type peptidase activity. Lineage: Eukaryota; Viridiplantae; Streptophyta; Magnoliopsida; Brassicales; Brassicaceae. The transcript is spliced from 4 exons. The record is from RefSeq and is a predicted model, not a curated record.